AUGACGGAGCCAUGGAGGCUACAAAGCGAAGCAGAUCUCUUCUGGUGGCCGUUGUCUCCCUCUGCUGCCACCUCCAGCACAGCGGUCGGAUCCACUGAUCAGGAGCAAGCAGACCAAAUCACCGGAGACUCAAGCCAUGACCUGGACCAGCGCGAAAAAAAGCCCGAAGAACCGCACAGGGCCGAGCCGGCAAGAGUUCCAGAGCUGACCAGAUGCAAGUCUGCUCUACCAGCUGGCAGUGUCACACUUGCUCGUGCACGAGCACUAUCACAGAUGGCCAUGGAAGAUUUGUCCAAACCAGCAGAAGCCCGAGCAGAUUCUUCCUAUGUGCAAAAGCUGCGCGAGGAGUGUGCAGCAGCAACCAGCCGCAUUCAGGCCAACGUGUCGUCGGUGGCAAAGCUUUCAGGAGCAUGUCGGGCUUUGGAGGCGCAGCUCCGAGAUGUGGAGGAUGCUAGGAGCCGAGUGCGCCAUGCUCGGAACCUCCGCUCCACAGAUGUGUCCGUCUGCCAACGCCGAUUGGAGCUGCUGCAAGAUUUGGACUGGGUUGGAGCCUCGGCCUCUGCCGAAGGCAGAACCGCUCAAGGGACCGCUUCAAGCUCAGACGGAGUGCCAGAAACCGCACAGAAAAAUCUGAUGGAGGCAUUGGAGGUGGAGCAGGAGGCUUUGUUGUUAAUGCGUCGAGAGCUCGAUGUUCUCGAUGAUGAAAUGGUUGCGGCCAGUGCAGGGCUCGUCGAGUUGCACGCGUGCUUGAAGCAAGAAAUGGCUCAGCGCCGUGCAGCGGUACGACAGGAUUCUGCAGCCAAGCGGAAGCAGGAAAGCGACGGCACCUACAUGUCAGUGGGGGACAGCUGGCGCUUCUGGGUCAAACGCGUGAAGGCCGCUCAGAUGGAGGCACAGCAGCUGUGCCAGAAGGCCUCGUCCACCAUCCAGUAUACUGACUUGGAGUGCUCCAAGGCCCAGCGAUCUGCACAGGAAUGCCUGUCUCAGUGUAGCAGUGAGCAGCGGGAGCUGAGAAGAAGGUUCGACACACAGUUGAAGGACGUGGAGUUUGCGAUGUCCUGUGCUGAAUGGACUUUGAAGAAGCCGGAGAACAGGUCCAAGACCGCCCAUGGUGAGGCCACUAACGUGCAGCGCUCAAAUGUCCUGCUCCAUGAGCUUUCGACGACCCAAAAGAAUCUGCGAUGCCUUGUCCGGCAAUGCAAGCGGGACCUCCAGAUCCUCGAGGCCUGCCGCAAUGUGACCCCAGCAAACAUUGGGGCCACAGGUGCGGUGAAGCCCCAACCACAAUGCAAGGGCAAGCCGGGCAAGCGGAGCCGCAGCGCGGUGGAACUCCGCAAGCUGCGGAGUGAUGGUGAUAAAGUUCCGUGCUCCCAUCUGCGAGACGAGCUGCAGCACUUGUCGGAGGAGCAGCAGCAGAUGACAAAAGGUCUUCGUGAGUGUGAGUACGGAGUUGAGAGGUGCGCUGCAUGGGCUUCUGUUCUUUCAAAUCUGGAAGACAGGGUCACUGAGGUUCUGCUUCGCCGCAGAUAG
Messenger RNA from Symbiodinium pilosum, 1530 nucleotides. Lineage: Eukaryota; Dinophyceae; Suessiales; Symbiodiniaceae. The record is from the annotation of a GenBank genome assembly.